CUCCAUGUUGUGCUUGUACCGCCGGUGACCACCAGGCGACGCCAUCUCCGUAGACUCGAGUGCCAGAGCAGGUGCGCCGAGGUGAGGCAAGCGCCGACGCCGAGAGCUCGGGUGUUUCCGGCUCGGCUCGGCAGUGAACCGCUGUGGAUGUGGGAAUGCGGUUGCCGGAGGCAGCGGGCAUUGCUGGACACACGGCGGAGAUGUGCGCACAGAAGCAGGAACCGUCUGCGGUUGGUUGCCGUCCAAGUUAACGGGCUGUUUAGGGGGAUGUGGGUGGGGAGCCCCCCUUGGACGGCUGGGUGUCGCUUGGAAAAGGGCAGCUGGGUGUUUGUUCCCCCACAUUUUCUUUGGAGGGGGGAUUUUCUAUCUUUUGUAGGAGGGAGACGGAAUGAGAGAGAAGCCAGGAAGGAUUCCCCAGCAGCACUAUGGAGCCACGCAUUGCAGGCAGCUGUGAAAGAUGACAGUGAAAUGAAAAGCAAAGCAUCUGACCCUCAACUGUAAACUUUUAGCGUGUGCUGCUGCACACAGGAGUGACAAUACGUGACGGCGUCAAGAUCUACAAAUGUUCUACAAGAGUUGUGGAGUUUGUGAAGCUGACAGCAGCAUCAUGUUCUACGGUUCUUCCUCUGGGGCGAGUAUGUCCCUACCAUCCAAGAGUCGUCUGAAACGACAGAGCAGGACCUUCACACAGGUGCUAUACCGUACUCUGAGUUACAGAGAUCGUGUCCCGGUAGAAACUGGAACAAACACUCGUGGAGACCGGCGUUCAACGACUGAACCCCCAGAGCGACCGGCAGAUGACCCAGCUGAACUCUCCACACAGAGCUCAGCCCCGGGGGUCCUGAAGAUUUUUGGAGAUGAGAUUUGUGCUGGUGCUAACUACAAGAGCGUCCUGGCCACGCCACGCUCCAGUGCACAGGAACUGGUCAAAGAGGCACUAGAGCGAUACUCGCUCAACAAGAAUGCUGCCCACUCUUACGUCCUGUGUGACGUGAUUGGGCGUUUGGAGGGGGGAGGUGGGAUAGGAGGAGGAGGGUGGCGAACUGAAUGCUUGCGUGCGCUUGGGGACAACGAAAAGCCGCUGUUGCUCCAAGAGCUUUGGAAACCCCGAGAAGGCCAUGCUCGUAGGUUUGAGCUGCGCAGGAGAGCAGAGGUGGAGGAACUCAACGCCAAGGAGAAGGAUACGGUCACUGCUGGGCCCAAAACAUCCCAAUUCCUGGCGGCUCUAAUGGGUCGGUCUGGGCUGGGCAAACACAGGAGCUCCCCCCUGCGGUGUGGUCGAGUGGUACAGUCCAGCUCUAAAGAUAUUAAUGCCCAGGCUCGUAAGCUCCAGAGGAACAGGGCAAAAGGGACUCUGACCCUGCCCCGGUCCAGCAAUUCAUCCUUCUGCCGGAGCCUCAGUGAGACCAGCCUCAACCAGCUGGGAGUGGGAGACGAGCCCAAGCGUUAUUACUCCACCCUGCCAGGGCCCUUAAGAAGUCGAGAACGUGAGGCAGCCUCCAGUGGCCGGAGGAAAGAGGAUGGGAGUCAGGGCGGAGGAGGGGUGAGACACUCACUUUACCAGUCGCCGCACCUCCUGCUGCUACAGGGAUACAAUCGGCAGGACUGUUUGGUAUACCUGCUGAACAGAGAGCAGCACACAGUCGGCCAAGAGACUCCAUCAGCUCGCCCCAACAUCUGUCUCUUCUCUCCUGACAUCCUGCCCCUCCACUGCCGCCUGCGCCGAGUCCCCGCACCCCGCCGUCAUGCCAACAACAACAACAAGGGAGAAGAGCAGGCAGAGAGUCAGCAGUUCUGUGUCGCCGUUGAGCCGGUGCUGCACGCCACAGUUCUGGUGAACUUUUCCCGCUGCGAGCGCUCCACCACGCUGCGACACGGUGACCUCCUCUCCUUCGGAGCACAUUACAUCUUCCUGUACAAGGACCCCACGAGUGCUAAGCCUUUGCCUGCUCAGACCUUGGCACGCCUCCGCUCCCUGGGGCAGCUUUACGACGUAGGGGUGGAGGAAGGAGAGGGCGGAGCUCAGACUUGUAAGAUGUGUGGUUCCGUGUUGAAGGACAGAGCGGCGCAAGUGUCAAGUGUUCCGGCAGUUAGACGCAGCUUCAAACCUCACCUGGUAAAACCCCGCAGCGGGGGGACGGUAGCGGGGGGCCCCCAUAGUUUGUCAGGAGGGGAAGGUGGAGGAGGAGGAGGAGGAGGAGGAGGAGGAGGAGGAAGAGGGGGUCAGAAAAGAAGACUACAGCUGGAGUUUGACCAGGCUCAUGAAGACCAGCUGUUGAACAGGAUAGUCUCUCUCAUUGAACCUGGAGGCGACGACCAUAAGCUGACACCUGCCUACCUGCUGUGUCUGUGCAUACAACACUCUGCCUCAAGCUUCCCACCUGGGAGUUUUGGAAAACUGCUGCUCAAGAUUGUGCGACGAAUCCAGACCAUCGCAUGGGAGAAGACAAAGGAGCUGGCUCAGAAGCAAGCUCAGCAUCAGGACCCAGCCUCUCUGUCUCUGCUCAGUAUCUCAGACUUAAUCCCAGACCUGCAAACCAUCUUCUUCUGGAUGUCCAACUCCAUCGAGAUCCUCUACUUUAUACAACAAAGAGCACCAGCGUACACACACAGCAUAGAGACACUGCAAGGGUCAAAGGAGUCGUUGCUAUCGGCGACCAUAUCAGCCAAUGAGGAGGCAAUGACUAUCUUGGAAGAAGUGAUCAUGUACACUUUCCAGCAAUGUGUGUACUAUGUCACCAAGGCUCUUUAUGUAGUGUUACCAGGUUUGUUAGACUGUAAUCCAUUCCCAGUCGACAGCUCUGAGCCCUGCUGGAAAGGAGGUGUAGGGUUUCCUGAACCUGUACGCAGAGUCCUGCAGGUCUUUCAGAAUGCCCAGGAGCUUUUGCAGGGCUACCAGGUCCACCCGGAGAUCCAGGCUCAGAUGUUUGCCUACCUCUUCUUCUUCUCCAAUGUGUCGCUUUUUAACCAGCUAAUGGACAAAGGUCCAUCUCGAGGUUGGUUCCAGCGCUCCAAGGUGUUGCAGAUUCAGGCGUGUUUGCGGAUGGUCAUGGAGUGGGCGAGCAGAUCCGGUCUGGGACAUCUGGCUGACAAAUUCUUCACCAAACUCAACAGCACUGUGUCCAUACUGGCCACACCACCACAGCAGCUCACACAGUUGAGUUGGCGAGCUUUGUCCAGUGAGCAUCCGACUCUGAAACCCGUUCAGCUGCACAGGAUUCUCACCCAGUACCAGCUCACAGCAGAGAUGGGCCCUGUCCCAUCAUGGCAACCCAGCAGUGAAGACGAGGCAUAUAUAUACAGAACAGUGGACCUCCUGGAGAGCUUUGAGAACCACCCUCCCAUAGUGCUCCCCAGUGCAGGCUUCAGAGUGGACCUGGACAGCGAGUGUGUGGAAGACAGCAUCUACAGACAGCUGCUCUACAUCCGCCACUACCUAUGGGGGCUUCGCACCAAGACGCAAACACACACCAGCACUCCCAGCGUGCACACACACUCCAACGGAACCAACACAGCGGACUGGCCCGACGUUCAGAGGGAGUUGUUGCCUCCGUCCCACAGCAGCCCCCGCUCUGGGGUUCCAGGGGACGAGGUGACAGCAGAGACAGGAGAGGAGAGGGGACGGGACAGACCCUCAGUCCAAUCCCACACACACAGCCUCAGAAGGAACGGCACCAUGCACCACCCUCGAACAGCAAAUCCAGACCCGUCCUGCCUCCUGACCCCCCCAAACACCCCGCUGUACCCGGAAGGAGGAGGAGGAGGGCCUGGGUCAAUCAUAGGCCCCAACACCCAGACUAACGGCUGCACCAGUAGGACUGUGGCAGAAUGUAAAAGGACAAACGGACUCAUCAGCAACGGAAUGGAGGGAUGUAUUAGUGGGUGUGAAUUUCCUUUCCCUGUAUCCUCCCCUGGCGCCCCUCCCCUUCCUGAUGACUUGUGUGUGGUGUUUGUAGUGGAACUGGACAAGGGACCCUACGGACUCGGCAUGGGACUCAUAGACGGUCUGCACACUCCUCUCAACGCUCCAGGUAUUUACAUCCGGACUCUGAUCCCCGACGGACCGGCUGCCUCUGAUGGCAGACUGAGGAUCGGAGAUCGCAUCCUGGCUGUGAACGGGACCAGUCUGAUAGGAGCAGACUACCAGAGUGCGGUGGAUCUGAUUCGUCUGGGAGGAGGACGCCUACGUUUCCUGGUAGCCAAGUCCGACCCCGAUGUCUCAGAGAAGAUCAGUGCCUCCUCCUGCUGACCACCUCCAAGCCACCACUGCUGUGCGCAGAAACGCACAACCCACUACUCGGGACUGUAGAGGUGGGCCAGCAGGACGACGAGGGAUACAGAUGUGUGCGCUGAUGGACAGGGUACACACAGACACACGCACCCCGUGCGUAUAAAUGCAGCAUGAAGUAUGAAUGUGAAACCUAGUGUCAGCACAGCACAAAGCCAAGCAAUCAAACUGGAGAUAACGCUCCAUGACUCCACUCCACAGCUGCCAGACCUGCUUCACUCACGCUGACUCCUACUGGGUUUGUGUGACAGACAGAAUCCGUAACCCGCCGCGACAUCAAAGGAAUGCGCUGCGAAGAAAGUUGCCUAAUUAAUCAGCAUUCGAGGUGGCCGAGGUCUAACCAGCCAGUACGCAGCCGAUGUGGUUUAAAGCACAGUAGAUUGUAGGAUGUUAAUUUCUCUCCUGUCAGCCCUCGGAGCAUGUGCGCACAUUGGACUUUUUCCACCUGUUUUUAGAGUAAUUUGUAUUAGUAAUUCAGACAUUAAGUAGCAUGGUAAAUUAGCUGUCCAGCUCUCCGACAAAGGGACUCACAUAAACUGAAUUUUACAGUGCUGAAAGCAUUCGCAGACAAACAACUUAAGGCAGCGUCAGUGAAAGCUGGAUGUCUCACACAGUGCUUUUAGAGUGGAAUGUUUUAUAAACCUGUUUGUUAGCAGCUCCCAAAGCACCGUCAAACGUCUACCCAACAGACUAAACGAUGGCGUAUGAAUGUUGACUUUUGUACCGGAGACUGGGCGAAAGAAGCUGAGGAAGUCAACUCAAGAAUGUCGAGACAUAACAGCCCAUCAUUUCACACUGAACCUCAUCACUGGACAGUGGAAAACAGAUGAACUCUUUGAGGCUCGACAUGCAGCAGUUGUUUAUUAUUUACCGGGUGAUCAAGAUGACAUGCUUUCACUCCAGAGUUUCUGAUGCACAAUCCUGGUGUGUAUAAACCACAUUUUUGUUGUUGUGAAUAUACGCUGUAUUUAUCUGGUAAGGUGUAAAUAGUCGUUUGUAAAUAUUUAACACUUGUUCACAUUGUUUGGACGUUCAAAAGAGAAACUGCAUUUGGGGAACUACUCAAUCAUUUUGUUCUGAAAUAUACUUGGUCAGUGAACACUGAAACCUUCUGAUGGGAAAAAAAGAAACGAGCAUUUUCUGGAAUGAUACAAAUAGUCAUGGGUUGUAUACUUUUUCUAAAUGUCAUUACUUUGUUUCACAUCUUAUGAGCAGGAAUAUAACUUGCUGGAACUACACGCAAAUUACAAAAUAAUAUUUUCCUUCUAGUGCCCAGCCAUAGCAGAUAGUUGUGUUUUGGUUAGGCUUUUAAAUAUUUGUAUCAGAGAUUUCAGAGAUCUCCAACCCAACACAAUAGAUGUGAAUGGAAUUUUGUUGCGGUUGUUCACAGCAGCGAGAAAUUACAUUUCGUGUUUCCAGACUUAGUGUCUCAGUUGCUCUGGAUAAUCCACAGACCUCACUUUGGUUUUUGUAAGGACUAUUUCUAUGAAAGAAAAUAGUUCCAAUGAAGACUGUUUACCAUGAGGGCUGUAUAUUUGUGUUGAACGUAACCGCAAGCGCUUGCUCACUCUCAUUCACCGUCUAUGUCUCUCGACCAAUGCUCGGUAUUUGUUUGUGUUUUUACCCCCCUUCUGUCUUUCUCUCUCAAACCAUCGGACACAAACCAAAGGAAACUUCUUUGUGUAUAUUUUGCAGUGUAAAUUGCAAGCCUGACAGAUUUAGAAGCUGGGUACAUGAAAUAAACAGUAUCAGAGUUUAGUCUGGAUAGUCUCAGUUUCAGACACACUUCAGAAGGUUUGACCUAUCUGAUUGGCGGCCGCAGCGUGACGUCGGGUUGCGUUUUUCCAAAAGUUCGAUUCGGUUCAACUUCUAACCAGCAAAACGCACUAGCUCCACUCAAAUGAAUGGAAAAACCUGCGUUUUUGCCACAGCACCGGAUCCUGUCUGAAUGUACCCUAACAGCGACAUUUUCCUGGUGGAAGAUGUUGCUGAUGAAAUAAUUUCCAUUCACUUCUUUUGUAUUGGGAUGGAGGCAGAAAUCUCAGGAGGCAUAUCCAAAAAUGUAAAGUAAAACUAUUUGUGUGGCUAGAUCCUUUUGAAAGGAGGUUCAGCUAGAAUAAUAACAGGUCACCUUUUAUAAAGUCUUUAAUUCAAAGCGUAGGUCACUACAAGAAAAGAAAAGCCAUGUAUGCUGCCUGGCCUUUAGUUCUGACCUCAGCUCUGUAGAGCUCCCCUGGGACGCUCUGGAUCACAAUCUCAGGGGCAGUGACCCUCUGCCAGCCUGUGACCAGUCCCCCUGCAGAAAGAAGAAAACAUUGCACAGCUGCAGAACGAAAUGUUCAUCGAAUGUUCAAGACGUGGCAUCAAGAAGCUGCCACACAAUGCACUGAAGGACUGCAGGGCAACUGUUUUUAAUGUUACCAGGGCUGCAGCAUGAUUUUUUAAAUUUAUUUUUUUAAAUUGUGGAUUAAUCUGUCAUCAUUUAGUCUGUAAAUUGUCAAACACCCAGCCAAAUGUCCAAUCCCGAAAAAAACUGAAUCCACAAUUAUCAAACCCCCAUACUGUAUUUGAGAAAGCUGAUCUAGCGAAUAUUUUUACCCGAUAAGACCAAAACAACAAACUAACUUCAAUCUUCUAUUAUUUACACAAAGGUUAAAAUUUCACUCUGAAUGUUUCUUUUUUUUCCCCCUCCAUAUUUAAAUCUGUUCAUUUCUUUUUUGCAGUAACAUUUUAUUUUUGUGCAUUACAAAGUUUGUAUGACAUGCAUGUCGAUUCUUCUCUGUUCAUUAUUUAUACUGUUAUAAAAACGAUGGUACUAAGAAUGAAUAAAGAUUGUUGGAUACUUGAAUUUUUUUCUUCUUAGAAACCCAAACGUCAACAACAACUUGCAGAGCUGGAAUGUGAAUCCAAAACACUGCUGACACCUGGUCACAUGAGAGAAGACAAAGAAAUAGUCUCUACUAAGUCAAUGAGGAAUUUUAAUUUGUGCUACACAUUUUAACAAAUCACAAAAAAAAAAAAAAACAGGAACAUUUAAAAAUACAUAUACUUCUCUAUUUCCAGAAUGUUUACGUAUUGAUGACAGCUGUUUUUACAUAUAGCAAAAUAUUUUUUCUUUUUUUCCAAAAUGAGAAAAAAAUACCUUCUAAAUAGCUUUGUCAUUUAGCAGAUAGAGCAGCAUACAAUCAUUACGCAUCUUUUUUGUUUUGUUUUUUCUAAUAAUGUGCAACAACAAUCACGGAAACCUUGAGCAAAUUGUGCCUGAUUGCCAGCUAAAAAUGAGGCCUGUGCGAGGACAUUCGGGAAAAAAAAAAAGCUAAAAGGCAGAGUGAGAAUACAGAGAGGGGUGUGGUGUGGUAGUGGGGGGGAGAAAGUGCUGAAGAAGAUCUAAUUAAGGCAGUGUCUGUGACAGGAAUUGCCAGCAGCUUGAUGCCUCUGUAGAGACAGCAAAGAUAGGACUGCUCACUGAGGAGGAGGGACAGAGGUAGAUUGGGAGAAAGGGAGAAAUGUUAAUGCAUUUAGGGGAAACUGAAAGCAAAAGAGUGGGGGAGCCAAAAGUAGAAAAGAUUUCAAAAGUACCAUACAGAAAGAAAGAAAGCGAAAGGAAAAAAAAAAGAAAGAAGACGAGAGCAGUUGAAAUUUGUGGUCAUGUGUUGGUCCCGCCCUUCCCCUGAUAAAACUGAUACAAGCCUACUGAUGCAACAUAACUGUCACCAUUGUAGUGUUGCCGAUCAUGUACUGUUAAAGAAGCGCUGUGUUAACAAUCUAAAAAAGGUAAAGCUGUCUAAAGGUUAAAAUAAAAUGACAAAAAAAAA
This is a messenger RNA of Larimichthys crocea (large yellow croaker), 8103 nucleotides long. It is a transcript of the gene radil, whose product is annotated as Ras association and DIL domains. Gene Ontology annotation, cellular component: microtubule. The record is from RefSeq and is a predicted model, not a curated record. Gene Ontology annotation, molecular function: GTPase binding. Gene Ontology annotation, biological process: neural crest cell migration; substrate adhesion-dependent cell spreading; signal transduction. Bases 563 to 4249 code for a protein of 1228 amino acids. NCBI's taxonomy places the organism in Eukaryota, Metazoa, Chordata, Actinopteri, Sciaenidae. The transcript is spliced from 22 exons.